AUGAAGCACUUUCCCGCUUUAGAUGAACUGAUACGUGUCGAACCCAGAAAAGCUGGACUCGUAAGAUGUGAGUUGGUCGCCCACGAAUGUGCGGAGUCAGUCACACCAGACGCCGACGAAUUGUCUUCAUCCACAUCAUCAUCAUCAUCGUCGUCGUCUUCUUCUUCUUCCUCUUCAUCCUCGUCUUCAUCAUCGACACCAUCGUUGCCAUCACGUGACUAUUUGCCUCCGUCUGAAGACGUUAACCUGGGCCCCUCGGAUGAAGAUGAAUCGUCUUCAUGUCAAAAUGCCAUGGUGAUCUACACCACCAUGCAAUACAACGAUCGCCGUCAAGAACUUAGUGUCUUCUUCCGAAACAUUGUGAAUCUUCAAAGCGCAAAGAAACACAAGGUUAAGUGCGUACUCUUGACAGCUGACGGCCGACGAUUAGAAAAGCGCACUCACUCCAGAUCCGGCCCGAAUCCCUACUUUAACGAGGAAGUCAUAUUCAAACGUCUUGUGCGAUCCGAUAUUUCCUGUGGCCACUUGCUACUUACCGCACUGCGAAAGGAUCGUUGGAAGAAGAGCGCUGUCGGCAUGGGAGUCAUUCGUGGCUCGGAAAUCAACCUUGAACGCGAUGAAGCUCACAGCACCGUUGUCUGCCAACAUCACCACUCAGAGAUUGAAAAACAGCUGGAACUCGAAUCGGAGAACGUCUCGACGGAGCCUGAUAGCAUUCUGCGCAUAAUCUACCCGCAGUCUUGUGACCAAAUUGAAAUUCACCAACAGAAUGUGUAA
Molecule: messenger RNA, 777 nt
Organism: Mesocestoides corti
Lineage: Eukaryota; Metazoa; Platyhelminthes; Cestoda; Cyclophyllidea; Mesocestoididae
Source: the annotation of a GenBank genome assembly